Molecule: messenger RNA, 2434 nt
Organism: Eublepharis macularius
Lineage: Eukaryota; Metazoa; Chordata; Lepidosauria; Squamata; Eublepharidae
Product: nuclear factor interleukin-3-regulated protein-like
Exons: 2
Coding region: 607-1959 (450 amino acids)
Biological process (GO): circadian rhythm; regulation of DNA-templated transcription
Cellular component (GO): nucleus
Molecular function (GO): DNA-binding transcription factor activity; DNA binding
Source: RefSeq, a predicted model, not a curated record
CCGGGGAAGGCAGGAGGGCGGCGGCGGCGCAGCGCCGGGAGGACGCGCGGCGGCGGCGGCGAGAGCGGCACCGCCAGGGACCCGCCCGGCUGGCCGGCGUUUCUGCUGCCUUCUGGGCCUGACACAGCUGUUGCCGCUGACUCUCUUCACUUCUUGCUGCUCCUGGCGUCUGGCAACAUCUCUUCUCUCAGAGCCUGCAGAAGUACAGCUGCAAAGACCCACAUGUUUCCAGUGGACUGAAAGAUUUUCUGCCGGUGUUAAGCCAGGGACUUGCAAAUCUAUGGCUUCCAGCUGAAGAAAGCUGAAGGAGAGCCAGCGGCGGUGGGUGUCUUAGAAGAUGGUCUCUCUGUGCUGGGCAGUCUCUCUGGCCUUGGUGGGUGCCUGGAACCCCAUGAACUGUGGCAUGAGGAAGAUGGCUCAGGGCCAUAUUGGAAACAACUCCCUUGGCAAUACCACUUGGUAACACCGUUUGGUUGUAGAGCUAGAAAGAAGCCUCAGUUCUGGCAUCCACAGCAAUUGAGACAGAAACAUUCUAACAGCAGACAGACGUCUGUCCUUUGGUAGUUGCACAGGUGGAGGGUAGUUCUUGUCGCUCUCCCUGGCACUAUGGAAAGUCUCAAUUCUCCCACCUUGUGUGUGGCUGGGAACUUCCCUGGCUUCCCGCACGACGGCAUGAUUCAGCGAGCCCGGGCACUCAAGAGCAAGCCCAGUGCCAACUGCAGGCGAAAGCGCGAGUUUAUCUCUGAUGAGAAGAAGGAUGCCAGCUACUGGGAGAAACGCCGGAAGAACAACGAGGCGGCCAAGCGCUCCCGGGAGAAGCGGCGUUUUAACGACCUGGUGCUGGAGAACAGGGUGAUGGCGCUCAACGAGGAGAAUGUGCGGCUCAAGACCGAGCUGCUGCAGCUCAAGUUGCGCUUUGGUCUCAUCAGCACGGCGGCUUUCAUGGAGAAGAGCCAGCAGCUGAGCACAGCCAGCCCAACCUCUGCUGGGCACUUCUACGGGGCCAGCGAAAACGGUAUGUACUCUGGCAUUCUGUCCCGGUCCCACCAUUCGGAGGACUCCUCUGAGACGGAGCAGUCAAGCCGGGACAGCAUCAGUGCGUCAGUGGCCAAAUAUUCGCCCCGAGGAUCCCUCUCUGAUAUGUCGGACGGUUCGUCACGGGGCAGCCCUGUGCCUCAGAUGCUUGGUGAAGUCCAGGUGGUCAGCCAGGCCUAUGGGGAGCCCCCCCUGCAGCCCCCUUCAGAGCUCAAGGGCCCGGUUCCUCGGGGCGUCAUCCUCUUCAGCGCCAACGGUUUUACGGCUGUGGCCCCACCCCAGCCUCUGCUUUCGAACCAAGAGGAGCAGGCAGAAGGCUGUGCUGUUGAGACGCCCAGAAGCCCCAGCCCAGCAAGCAACACCUGCUGCCAGCCGGAGGAUGCGCAAACUCACCCUGGCUACUGCCCCAAAUCCCAGAGCUACAGCAUGGCUGCUGGUUAUUUGGAGGGGGGCCUGGCUGAGGCAGAGAGCGAGCAGAAGACGGGAGAGCCCACCUCUCCCUUUGAGGGCUACUCCAGUGAGGAGAGUGGGGAGGAGCUCAGCUGGAGAUGCUCGCCUGCUCCCUUCACGGGGCUCCCGGAUGCCCAGCCUGACGUUAAGACAGCAGCUCUUCCACACAAGCUUCGCCUCAAGUGCAGGGCACACAGCAGUGGCAUUCAAGAGCUGUUCCCUGGUCCUAGCCCUGUGCCAACCGUCUGCUGUCCGGAGACCCCCACAAUGCCGGACUGGGAAAGUGACCGGCACGAGGAGAUGUCGGCCCUGGUACGGCAGGCGUUGCUUCUCAAGGAACAGCCUGCUUCGGCUGGGACUCUGGAGAGACUCUUGUGCCCUGCUGCUGUGCUACACCCAGACAAUUCAGUACCCAAGGAGCACGCCAGCGGGUGGGAGGAUGGUUGCCAUGACAGUGGCCUCAGGCCCACUUGAAGGAGGUUCAGGUGUGAGUUACGAUGGGAUUUUUGUAUUUUAUUAAAAUGGAGCGGAUGUUUUGUGCAAAAAAAUUCGACAGGUGAGUCUUGGAUUCCGAGCGUUCUCAGAUCCCAGGGUAAGAAUACAGUUAAGCAGGUGCGGGACAUGAAGGGCCUCUGGCUUGGUCGAACUUGAAUGGGGCCGAGCGAGAAGAGAGACUUGCAGAACUGCGCAGGGUUCUCCGCUCUGCCAGGCCGAGGAUUCUGUGCGUUGAAGGAAUUUAUCCCACUGGGCUCAGCCGCUGCAAGGCAUUGGUACUUGAGACCAUUUUGGGGAUUGGUUCCAAACGGAAACGCUGAAAAGUUGUCUGAUUCACCCAUUCCCAGAUAUCUGCAGCUGGGACAGAUGGUGGAUCAGAGACGUUUACAUCAUUCUCGGUGUCAGGAACACUUUUAACAGGAAUAUUUGUGUUUCAAAUAUUGAAAUAAAUGGA